This is a messenger RNA of Anisakis simplex (herring worm), 2568 nucleotides long. The record is from the annotation of a GenBank genome assembly. NCBI's taxonomy places the organism in Eukaryota, Metazoa, Nematoda, Chromadorea, Rhabditida, Anisakidae.
AUGUCGUCACAAUCAUCUGGUGCUAAAGUAACUCGUCGUUUUGGACAGUUUUCCACCGAUCCAAAAGCCGAUAAAGCAGCUUCACUAUUCGACGCCAUAUUCCCUCGACAAUCACAACAAAGCAGUAGCACAGCUAAUCGUCCAACACGAGUAGAAACGCAGACAAGACGGAGCUCUCCGAAGAAACCUGAAUUGCCGUCCGAAGGUAAAUCAAACAGUCCAUCAAGUACAGCUUUCUCAUCACCGACAUCAACCAUUCCGGAUAUUGCUCCCGAAAAGCAUUUUAUCAUCAAUGCCACAUUUCAGUCCGUUGACAGCGGUAGUGAGGAUGAUGAGAAUGAAUUGCAAGGCUGCAGUCAAUCGUCCUCUGCAUCGUUAAAUCUCUCCAUGGAAAGAACCUCUCUAUCGGAUCCUCACAAUCGAAUCACUGGAAUUGGAAGCAUUCAGAGUAAGAGAGUCGAAGAACAGAAGUUAUCUUCAAACGGUAUCGGUACUCAGAAAAGACGUCAAACAAAAAUCUCGUCAUUGCUUUUGGAAGAGGAAGCGGACGAAGAUGACGAUGGUGGUAGCAACGAUGACGGUACGGAAAGCAGAGUUGCAGAAGAGGAAGCAAUACCACCGCAGGUGAAACGGACCAGAUCCGAUCCUUUGGUGAUUGAGUCGACGAGCGGUUCAGGGAAUAGCCAGUCAAAAAGUUUGUUUCCAAUGGGCGUUAAGAAAGACAAAAGACCUGCAUAUAAGCAUAAAUGGGCUUUCGAAGAUGACGAAGAAGAGGAGGAAAUGAAGGUCACAACGGACAAAACUGACCUACAAAACCGAAAGGUAAUACAAAAUAAGACAACGUUACCAUCAACUCGAUCGCAGAUGAGCGAUUCGAAGGUCAUUCCAAUGAAUGCAAUCAAUUCAGCAGAAUAUGAUAAGACUCUGUCUGGCACGACCACAACGACAUCAUCGACAACAACAUUAACACGAGUGCGAAAUGUGAAGGAAGCUCACGAAUGUUUGGAGUCUGGAGAGCACGAUGAUUACAGACAAGAUAUCGAUUACACGCUCAGUACACUUCUUGAUGCAUCUUCCACAAGCAAUAUCAAGUGUUUGAGUAUGAUCUCUCUCGCGAAGAAAUGUGUCUCAGCAGAAUUUCGACAGUUUUUCCGAACACAAAAUUUCUUUCAUCGAACAAUGAAAGCGAUCAUUGAUUCAGCUAGUUAUCCGAGCGUUGCGAUUAGUGCAUCGGCCGUGGUGUAUUUAAUGGCUCGUGAUAAAAUUUGUUUGUCGUUGGAUGCGACGUCAUUACGUCUGCUGAGUCAAAUGUUGAAAAUGGACGUGCCGAAAGAUAAUAAUGACUACAACAAAUACGCAAAAAUGGUUUGGGAUAUCCUGCAAGAAUGGCUUGAUAAAACACGUGCUGGACUGGAGCACGACGUGCAGUUCGAUUUCACUGAGGCUACUAUUUCGCCAUCUUUACUCGUUCUGGAGUCACUAGUGUAUAUAUGUACACGCAACAACAAUGACCAGAAUCUCAAAAAUGAAAUGCUCAAUUUGGGAGUUUUACAAUGGAUCGUAUCGAAAGUCGAUAAAACAGUGCUGCGUUUAAUCCACGAGAAAUUGGAUGAAGCAAUGACAUUGCAAUGUUUGGUGACGCUUGAACGAUGUUUCUGGAUUUUGGAAACGUGCACGGUAUUCAACAAAAAGAAUCAAGCGUACUUGAUCAGUCAUCGUGGGAGUGUUUUAAUUCAGUCAUGUGGCAGAUUGAUGGCAUAUUGUCAUGAAACGGUGGAUCGAUUGGGCGACAAAGAUAGUGCUCUUGUAAAGGCGAAUAUUACAUGUUUGUGUCGUAUAUCAGGCAUCCUCACGAACCUUUCGCAUGAAAAUGAAUUAUGUAGCACGAAAUUGGGUCAAAUGAACAGCUUCUUACCGUUGUGUAUGUCAACAUUUACGAACUUAGCGCCAAGAUUCGCACCUGACAAUAAACGUUUCGAUUUGGGAGUAUUGAUGAGCAGUUUAUUGGUGAAUCUGGUUGAGCGUUGUAAUUCGAAUCGCAGGAAGGUGAUCGAGUUGAUGGUACCUGUUUAUAACAUUGAGAGUGGAAGUGUUUCUCAGCAACCGUCGCUGAAUGCGCUCACGCAGAUUUUCCUAAUGCACGAAUCGGCCGCAAGAACUGUUGAUGAGGAGUUGGAUCGUGAUCUUAUCCUCGAGGAUGCACCAGAUGAAACCGAUGCUGAAACAGAUAAUAAUUCUGAUGAAGAUGACGGAAGAUUACAUCGAUUGCCAGCCGAACUGACAGAGGAUGAAAUGAUAGCGACAGUACAACGAGCGAUGAAUAAAGCAAGUGCACACAUGGAGGAUUCCGUGUUGGCUUCAUAUACAGCACUGUUGAUCGGGUGUUUGAUGCAACAAAAUGAGGAGAUAGCGGCUGAAGUAAAAGCGCAAAUGCCAGAUGGAAAGUUAACGCCGAUGGUGGAGCAACUGCAACGUUUUCUUGAUUUCAUGAAAAUUUCGAAUAUCCGAAGCUCCGGGAACAGAUCGGUUGAGCGAAUAAUUGAUUUAUUGGAUCACUUGAAUGGUUAG